AUGCCGGAGUCAGAUUCGUCCGCGCCGGCGUCUGGUUCGUCUGUGCCGGAAAUUGUAACAAUUGACCACAAUCAUCCACUGUACAUUGGACCUUCUGAUAAUCCUAGCUCACUCGUAAUACCGGUGAAGCUCACAGGCUCCGAGAAUUAUGGGCUUUGGAGUAGAUCUAUGAGAAUAGUACUCUUAGGGAAGAAGAAAUUAGGCUUCAUUAAUGGUAGAUGCAGCAGAAAUGCGUAUGAAGGAGAGUUGCUUGAACAAUGGGAGACAUGCAACGCCAUUUUUCUCUCAUGGAUCAUGAAUAAUGUGGCACCGGAGCUUCUAGGUGGAGUUGUAUAUGCCUCUGAUGCAUAUCAGGUAUGGGAAGAUCUGCGAGAGAGAUUUAACAAGGUAAAUCGUGUUAGGAUUUUUCAGUUGCACCGUGAAAUUGCUACAUUAUCUCAAGGAACAAAUUCUGUUUCAGUGUAUUUUCAAAAAUUGAAGGAAUUAUGGCAUUAG
Messenger RNA from Nicotiana attenuata, 495 nucleotides. RefSeq lists its product as uncharacterized. The coding region runs from base 1 to 495 and encodes 164 amino acids. Lineage: Eukaryota; Viridiplantae; Streptophyta; Magnoliopsida; Solanales; Solanaceae. The transcript has a single exon. The record is from RefSeq and is a predicted model, not a curated record.